AUGGUUCGAAUACGGCGGUUGGCUCAGGUAUCCCUCCUACUCUUCCACCAGACGGUAGCAGGAACACCAUCCUUGACAUCGGAAGAACAAGCCUCGAUAUUCUCCAAGACCGAUGACUAUCCGCUCCCCAACCAAGGCCAUGUGGUCGCACACGACCCCAACAUCAUCGAGUACCACGACCACUUCUACCUCUUCAAGGGCGGCGUCCACAUCCCCGUCCUGAGAUCCCCCAGCCUCGACGGGCCGUGGACCAACAUCGGCACCGUCCUCGACGGACCCAGCGUGGUCGAGAAGCAGAACCGCACGCGGCCCUGGGCGCCGACGACCAUCUUUCACAACGCCACCUUCUACUGCUACUACGCCAUCAGCUCGCCUGGCUCGCGCAACAGCGCCAUCGCCGUCGCCACGACCGACGCGCUCGACGGCGGCAACUGGACCGACCACGGCGCGCUGGUCAACACGGACAAGGGCCAUUCCGCGCACCUCUACCCGUACAACGAAUCCAACGCCAUCGAUGCAUCGUUCAUCGUCGACAACCGAACCGGUCAGCCGUAUCUGAACUACGGCAGCUACUGGCAUGGGAUCUUCCAGGUGCCGCUGGCGGAUGAUCUCUUGUCGGUGAAGGAUGCGGAGAAACCGCAGGCAAGCAACCUGGUGUAUGUGCCGGACGAGACGGUCAAGCCCGUCGAGGGGUCGUGGAUGAGCUUCAAGGAUCCGUACUAUUACCUCUGGUUUAGCCAUGGGCGAUGCUGUGGAUUUGGGGAUGGACAGGAGGCGAAGGAUUUUCCCAAGAAGGGACAGGAAUAUGACAUCCGGGUGGGGAGGUCCACGAGUGUGACGGGGCCGUUCCAGGAUAAAGAUGGAAAGCUGCUUACCAACGGCGGCGGGACGAUUGUAUAUGCCUCGAACCAUGGUGUCGUCUAUGCCCCCGGUGGGCUCGGCGUGCUGCCUGAGAAUGAGAAGCAUCCUGAUAUCUUGUAUUAUCAUUACUUAAAUACGUCAGCGGGGGUUUCAGACGGUGAUGCACAUCUGGGCUGGAAUUAUCUGAAAUACAAGGAUGGCUGGCCAUCAGCACAAGGGGGGAAGAACAGUGGGAUGGCGCUUCGGCCCAACGCCAUCCUCCGCAUAUCUGUGCUGAUCAGUACGCUUUUCCCUGCUAGCAUCGAUCUGAACAUCGCUAAUUCUCGACAGUGA
Messenger RNA from Aspergillus clavatus NRRL 1, 1194 nucleotides. Its product is annotated as endo 1,5-alpha-arabinase. Gene Ontology annotation, molecular function: arabinan endo-1,5-alpha-L-arabinosidase activity. Lineage: Eukaryota; Fungi; Ascomycota; Eurotiomycetes; Eurotiales; Aspergillaceae. The transcript has 5 exons. The record is from RefSeq and is a predicted model, not a curated record. Gene Ontology annotation, biological process: carbohydrate metabolic process. Bases 1 to 1194 code for a protein of 397 amino acids.